UGCUGCUGGUGUUUCUGCUGUGGACGCGCGCGUGUGUGUUUUAGACCGGUAUUCAGUGGUACAGAUAUUUCUUCUGCAGUCUUGUAACUGGAUCUCACCAUCGUGGUAACCUCUCAGAAUUUAAGCCUUGGGAUUUAUUCUACUGAUUGUGCACUAAAGGGAGUAAAACGCCAGCAGUUAACUGGAACGAAACACUACCGACAACGUCAAGUCGAUGCCAAGAAAGUUAUGGAAAGUGUGUAAAAACUUUAGUCUGGUUUAAGUUACGUUGGAAGAUGUUGAAACUUCAUUCGGUGUUUUUUGGUCAGAUAUGGAUUGACUAUUCUACUUUGUAAGAGAAGGCCGCUACAAGUGCAACUUUUUCUUACUUUUUUAAAAGUGAUUCUUUUAUAUCAUUUAACACAUUUUGAAAACGACACUGGCAAUAAAGUUCCAGAAAUUAAUCUGAAAUAUUCUUGAAGUGCUGCUUCAGCAUGAGUGGAUUUGAUAUGGAGUCACUAUAGCUUUCACUGCGAUCUUGAACUCGUGUAAUUUUCAGAGAAGUGCAUUUAUUAUACGAGGUUUUAAAUUCUACACAUCCGUUCUUUUGGAAUACAGUCAUGAACUUCAUCUUGAGCGUAAUAAAUUUGGUUCUGGCCUUCGUUUUAUAUUUAUCAACGGUAAAGAGUGCGUAUUUACCUGAGAAUGGAGAAAGAAGAACAAAUGAAGUUAUACAGUUUUUGGAAGUCUUUGAGAGGAGCUACUGUCGAACGAUAGAGACAUUAGUAGACAUCUUCCAGGAGUAUCCUGAUGAAGUAGAGUACAUUUUCAAGCCUUCUUGUGUACCACUUAUGAGAUGUGCAGGGUGCUGUAAUGAUGAAAGUUUAGAGUGUGUUCCCACAGAAACAUAUAAUGUAACUAUGCAGGUAAUGAGAAUGAAAUUCAAACAUGGUCAACAUGUCAGUGAAAUGAGUUUCACAGAACACAGUAGAUGUGAAUGCAGACCAAAGCAAGAUGUCAGAGAGAAAAAAGAAAAAAAAUUCAAGAAAAGCAAAGGCAAAGUUCUUAAACGAAAGAGAAAGAAAAGCAAAGACAAAAAUCCCAGCUCCCACUGUGAGCCUUGUUCAGAGAGAAGAAAACACUUGUUUGUACAGGAUCCACACACCUGUAAAUGUUCCUGCAAAUUCACACAGUUGCGUUGCAAGUCCAAGCAGCUUGAGUUAAACGAAAGAACUUGCAGAUGUGAAAGGCCGAGAUGAUUAGAAGACAAUACAGCGGCAUAAAGAUGAAGGAAACAGAGCACAGCACUUUGAAUUCAUUUUUUAACCAGAACAUUCCCAGGAAAAUUAGAAGUACCACAUAUAUUUUUAAAACAUAAAUAUACAUAUAUAUAUAUUUAUAUAUAUAUAUAUAUAUAUAUAUAAAUAUAUAUAUAGAUCUAUAUAACAUAUAAAUAAAAACAAUGAAUUCUUCUGCUGCUAUGAAAUUUCUGGGAUUCAAAAACAUAUGUGUAUAAACACAUAUAUAAAUAUUUAAAAAGACCUUUUUUCACUGGAUGCAAUUGGUCUGCUGUGGAUUUUGUAUUGUGAACUGAAGUAUCUGGAGUAAAAAAAAAAGUUAACAGAGAAAAAAAUAGAACUCAACCCUACUGAGUGCCUCAAGACAUUUCCAGAAUGUUCACUUCAAGACAGAUGGCUGCUUUUGUAUGGAAAUUAAAAAUAUACCAAAAGGACAAAUGUCAAAAGGUCCAAAGGAAGAGUGAAUACGGAAUGUUUAUUAUUUUUUAUGUUCCACUUUCAUCAUUGUACUGGAAGUAGGAUUCCUGGACUACUUUAAGAAGAGUUUAGCUACUAAUAGUAAAUAGGACUGAAUUUUAAAGGGAUAUUAAUUAUGGCUGUAUACUUACACACGUGUGUAUUUGUACAUGCAUUGUAUGCGUAUACAUAAACAUGUGCAGAGAGAGAUUUAAAAAUGACUUGAUUCCACAUUGUGAUAAGUGCCAGUUGCGUAUGCUUAAUUGAUCUGUUUGUCCUUCCAAAGAAAAAUAUUGCACACUGUUCUAGUGUCAAACACAUCCUUGAUGCCAGAACAGUGUGCAGCAUUUUAUGAUAUAUAUACAGCAACCAAGUAAUUUAUAGUUUGUUUUUUUUCUUCCUCAGUAUUCAGUGUGUAUAUAUUUAAUUGCAUCUUAUUUAUACGCAGUGUUAAAAGGUUAUGUGCUUGUUAUUUGAGGUAAAACUAAGAGCUAUAUCAAUCACCCCCCAUCCAAGUUCAAUGACUGAUUCUUUUAUUUUCCUAUUUCUUGAAAAAGUAACAAAUUACACUUAAACAUUCCAAAACAAUGUUUUGUGUUAUGACCUCCUCUUAAACAUAUCUUUUAAGUUUUAAGUUAAGGAAAAAGACAAACAAGACAAUAUAUACAUAGCCCAUUUUUAACUGCUGUUGUGAAUAUUGUCUUCCUCAUUGUACAGUCUGAAAAUAAUGUUGCACAAGCUUGGUAAAAUUGUACAAAAGUUCAAACUGAGAAAUCACCUACUACCUACUAAUGGCUUCUUUCUGUUUAACCAGACGACUACACUUUUCACUGUGGGCAGUGCAUGUUACCCCAAUUUUGUGUAUAAUUACAGAUAUUAGAUUGCAUUGUUUCUUAUGAAACUUAAAAAAUGCAAUUGGUAUUAAGUUAAAAGGCUUUCUGUAACUAUUUUGUGCAGCCACGGUUUUAGUAUAUUUUGUCACAUUAAUAUAUUUAUUGAUGCGCAACACCGGUCAUUUUUAAAUAUUAACAAGUUGUUUAGUACGUGUAAAAUAUUUUAGCAAAUAUAUUUAUUUUUAAACACAUAAAUUGUUUUUUAUUAUUAUUAAAGAAAUGUCUUUUUUUAUUGUCGCGAUUUGUGGUUUUAAUUUGAGAUUGUGUCUUUAUCUAGUAAAAAAAAAAAAAGCUGAAAUGUCUUGUACAUCAAAACCAUUAUGAACUGAUUAUGAUACACUGAAACAUUCUCAGUGUUGAUUAUCAAAGCAAAAAGGUGAAAAUCACCUUUAUAAAACCUUUAUGAAACUCUCAUUACUUUAAAGUUUUUGAUAUAUAGCUCAUUUUCCAAAUACAGUGUCAAUUUGGGUAUUGUUUCUUUCUUGUCUGAUCUACUUUAACAAUUUGGUUAAAGAAUGUUUCACAAACCCAUGUGUGACUUUCUCAAUCCACUAUUAUUGUUUGGUAAAUAUACAAUGUCUUGAUAAAACAAACCAUAGUAUUGGGAAGUAUGACAUUUUAAAGAAUGAAUUAGUUAUAAAAAAAAAAUCCUAACUUACCCUUUCAAAUUUCUCUUGGGUUGUUCAUAAGAUAAGCACACGGUUUCAAAAAGCAAUGCAAUUUCCAUAUUUGGUGGUUUUAAAAUCACCGUGGAUAUUUUUCCUUUGACUGGUGUGUCUGUAUCUACCAAAGAAACAUUUUCAUAUGUUUACGGCCAAAAUCAUGUAGACUAUACUCGUCACACGCUUAAGGCAUAUUAAAAGUACUAACCUAAUUAAUACUUUUAAGUAUUUUCUGGUGAGUCCUGUGGCUGUACACUCAAAAAUGUUGUGUUAAUUUGGAGCAAAAAUAAUUUAUUCUGUAAAUAUUUUAAUAUAAUUUAGAUGAAGGAAAAGUGAAACUGCACCAGUCUCAGUGAAGAGAUGUGGUCCCUUCAGCUGAUGAAAUGUGUGAUAUUUGUUGUUUGUCACAAUGUGUAUUUCAAAAGAAAGAAAAGGAGGUUGCAUGCAUACCAUACAUACCAUACUAAAAAAGCUUUUCAAACAGAAAAUGCGAAUUUCAAAAUAUAGAAGGAUUAUGCUUUUACCUACUCUUGUUAUUUUUUAAAUUAAAAACUAUAUGGUGUGUUUAAAAUAUCACAAUUAUUUCAAGGGGGUUAUAAGUUAAGUCCUAUUAAAGACAGAGUUGCACAGCAUUUAGUUCUUGUACUGAAUUGUAUUGAAAAUAUGACUGCUUCCUUUAAAACACUGUCAUAAUCGCCUGCAUGUCAAUUAUACCUAACAGUAAACAGAAAGCAGGUACUCAAAAGUACCAUGUAAUAAUGAAAAAUAAAACAAGUUAUACGUUUCCUC
Messenger RNA from Erpetoichthys calabaricus (reedfish), 4077 nucleotides. RefSeq names its product vascular endothelial growth factor A-like. Gene Ontology annotation, cellular component: membrane. The coding region runs from base 600 to 1238 and encodes 212 amino acids. The record is from RefSeq and is a predicted model, not a curated record. The transcript has 8 exons. Gene Ontology annotation, molecular function: vascular endothelial growth factor receptor 1 binding; chemoattractant activity; growth factor activity. Gene Ontology annotation, biological process: vascular endothelial growth factor receptor signaling pathway; positive regulation of angiogenesis; sprouting angiogenesis. NCBI's taxonomy places the organism in Eukaryota, Metazoa, Chordata, Cladistia, Polypteriformes, Polypteridae.